This is a messenger RNA of Anguilla rostrata (American eel), 2616 nucleotides long. Its product is annotated as gastrula zinc finger protein XlCGF8.2DB-like. Gene Ontology annotation, molecular function: DNA-binding transcription factor activity, RNA polymerase II-specific; RNA polymerase II cis-regulatory region sequence-specific DNA binding. Bases 1563 to 2570 code for a protein of 335 amino acids. The transcript has a single exon. The record is from RefSeq and is a predicted model, not a curated record. Gene Ontology annotation, cellular component: nucleus. NCBI's taxonomy places the organism in Eukaryota, Metazoa, Chordata, Actinopteri, Anguilliformes, Anguillidae. Gene Ontology annotation, biological process: regulation of transcription by RNA polymerase II.
GAAUAUUUGCCGGUUAGGGUUAGCUAGCUAGUCAAAUGGCUUGGUAGCCGAAGUUGCGAACUGUUUUAGCAUAGGCUACUGGACUACCACAUAUAGCAAAUAAGCGUUAGCUGAUUACGCUUUCUGCCAACUAAUUAUUUGGUUAAGUGGGCUAAAGGAAAUAGUAAAAAUGACUCGGCUACCGCAAAACUUCAGAGGAGGAUUAUUUUAUGGUCGUCUAGUGCAGCUGUAAAUAGCACACGCUAUAAUGAAACCACUACAAAAUGGGAUGCCUGCAUUUUCUGACUUCGCACAGGUGGACCGUGGUCGGAGCCGCAAUGUCAAGGCCAAGAGACGCCACCUCCCACCCCGGUGACCACAGAUUGUAGCCCCUACUGUAGCUCAGUCCUCUGCAGUAAUCCGGAAGUGACGCAAGCUGUACCUCAUUGGUCCAGAACAAAUAUUGGCACUGUGCCCAAAUGACGCAAUAAAUCAUGAAAUCGACCCAUGGACAGUCAUAAGACGAAUAAAAUACACCUAUUAUGACUAUUUGUUCUUGUGAGAAAAAAUGAUUGACUUUGUAUUUUGAUCGCAUUUGUACCGUAGACUUACAUGGAAACCGGAUAUGAAAACACCUAUACUGGAGCCAUCCGUAGUGGCGCUAGUGAGCAACCAGGAACUACAACACCAGGAAAUGAGCUUCAAAAACGAAGUCUGGUUUUGGCCUCUUGGUUAGGGCACACGGUGGGGAGAGUGACGUACGCCACACACACACACAUCACUGCUAAAAACAAACUGAUCUGGGUUCCAACCGCACUGUGGAUCUCAUUAAGACCGAGAGCCUGGACAAUGAAGAGCUGGGAUAUGUAGCCAGUUUUCAUCCUGACCCAAUGAAAACAGAGACAGAUGAUGAUGAUGAUGAUGAUGAUGACGAAGGAGGCUACAGAGCAGGACUUGGACCUGCAAGAUAAUAAACGUGUUGAUAUUAAAUCCGAUCAAAUUAAGUGUGAAUCCAGUGACUGUUCAGUGAGUGAUCUCAUGAAUAGCAGUAAGGAAUCUUUGAUACACUCUCAGUGUGUGAAGUCUUUCAAUCAGCCUAGUCCUUUAAAUCAACACAUGAUGAGUCAUAGAAGUGACACACACUACAAAUGCACCCAAUGUGAGAAGUGUUUGAUCUAGUUUAAAUAAACACCUGGAAAUUCAUACAGGUGAAGAGCCUUACAAGUGUACUCAAUGUGGAAAGGGUUUCUGCCUUGGAAGUGUUUUAAAAAAACAUUUGAGAAUCCAUACAGGUGUAAAGCCCUGCAAAUGCAUUGAUUGUGGGAGGUGUUAUAUGAAUGAAUCUGAUUUAAAUGAACACCUGACAACUCAUGCUGGUAAAAAGCCCUGCAGAUGUAUCCAUUGUGGGAAGGGUUUUAGAUAUGCAUCUAGUUUAAAGGCACACCUGAGAAAUAAUACAAGUGACGCAUCCUACGACUGUACUAAGUGUACGAGGGGUUUCAGGUAUAAAUGUGGGUUAAUUGAACACCUGAAAAUUCAAAAAGUCAUUCAAAUGUAUUCAGUGUGGGAAGUGUUUUGAAUUAAUGUCCAGUUUACUUAGACAUAGAGUAACUCAUACAAGUGACACUCCCUACAAAUGUACUCAGUGUGGGAAGUGUUUCCAAAAAAGAUAUAGUCUAAAUAAACACCUGAUAAUUCGUACAGGUGAAAAGCCUUAUAGAUGUACUCAGUGUUGGAAGUGCUUUAACAUCAAAUAUAAUUUAAAUCAGCACCUGAAAAUUCAUUCUGGUGAAAAGCCCCACAAAUGUAUUCAUUGUGGGAAGUGUUUCUGCCAAAAACCUAGCUUUAAGCAACACCUGAGAAUUCAUAAAGGGGAAAAGCCCUUCAAAUGUACUGAUUGUGGGAAGGGUUUCUGCCAAAAACCUAGCUUAAAGCAACACCUGAGAAUUCAUUCUAGUGAAAAGCCCCACAAAUGUAUUCAUUGUGGUAAGUGUUAUAUAUAUGAAUGUCAUUUAAAUGCACACCUGAGAAUUUAUACCGGUGAAAAGCCCUUCAAAUGUACUGAUUGUGGAAAGUGUUAUAGAUAUGCAUCUUCAUUAACAAACCACCUGAGAAUUCAUAAAGGGGAAAAGCCCUUCAAAUGUACUCUUUGUGGGAAGUGUUAUAGAUGCGCAUCUUCAUUAACAAACCACCUGAGAAUUCAUAAAGGGGAAAGGCCCUUCAAAUGUACUCUUUGUGGGAAGUGUUAUAGAUGCGCAUCUUCAUUAACAAACCACCUGAGAAUUCAUAAAGGGGAAAGGCCCUUCAAAUGUACUCAUUGUGGGAAGUGUUAUAGAUAUGCAUCUUCAUUAACAAACCACCUGAGAAUUCAUAAAGGGGAAGGGCCCUUCAAAUGUACUCUUUGUGGGAAGUGUUAUAGAUGCGCAUCUUCAUUAACAAACCACCUGAGAAUUCAUAAAGGGGAAAGGCCCUUCAAAUGUGCUCAUUGUGGGAAGUGUUAUAGAUAUGCAUCUUCAUUAACAAACCACCUGAGAAUUCAUACCGGUGAAAGGCCCUUCAAAUGUAGCUACUCUUUGUGGGAAAUGUUAUAGAUAUGCAUCUUCAUUAACAAACCACCUGAGAAUUCAUAAAGGGGAA